UGACGAAUCAAACCAAUCAGAUACUACAAUAGCAGCUUACUGAUUGGCUGAUCUGCUGGCAAAGGAUUUCUGUAAAUGGGAUAACGCUGAUUAGUGGUUUAGCAUGAUGUAACAUGACUUUGUGUUUGAACAUUCAUUGGUCAUUCAGUUCCUUAGACUGAAGACAGGACAACAGUAUUUAUCAAAACUACUUCAUUUUAGUUCAUUUUAGUUUAGGAAGGAAUCUAUUUGAAAAGGAAAAGACUUUAGAUCAGCUUUAUGCCAGCUGAAAUCUGACAUGGAAAUAACUGGAGUGGAUUACAAAUUGCUGUUUGAAGAUUUAUAUCUAAGACAGACCAAACUUUGGUUGAGACAAUAAUUUGGCUCUAAAUACUGUUGGUGGAGGUCAUCUAACAGUGAAAAAUACAGGUGAACAAAAGAGUAGACAUUUUCUAUCUUUAUAGAUACUAGCACCAAAAGAUGGCUCUUUGGAAAGUGAAGUUUGACUUGAAAAAACGGGUAAAGCUGGCCCAGAUGCUAUGGCUCAUGUAUUGGGUGUCUAUCAUGGCUGGAGUGCUUGUCUUCAGCAUGGGCCUUUUCCUCAAAAUUGAACUGCGGAAGCGAAGUGAGCUUAUGGACAACAAGGAAAGCCACUUUGUGCCCAACCUGCUAAUUGGUGUGGGACUGUUAGCCUGCGGCAUCAGUGCCUUUGGCGGCAAGAUCUGCUAUGACUCAUUGGAUUCCUCCAAGUUUAUGAAGUGGAAGACAAUUAUAAACCCAUACCUUAUCUUAUGUUUGCUCUUCAACGUUAUCCUCUUCUUCACUGCGCUUUUGUGUUUCACCAUGCGGAUCCCUCUACAAUUUACCCUGGCAGAAGGCCUGAAGAAUGGCAUGAAAUACUACAAGGACACAGAUGUACCUGGUCGCUGCUACAUGAAGAGAACUCUGGACCUAAUGCAGAUGGAGUUUCGUUGUUGUGGAAACAACAACUACAAAGACUGGUUUGAGAUCCAGUGGAUUAGCAAUCGCUACUUGGACUUCAGCUCUAAAGAGGUCAAAGACCGAAUCAGCAGCAAUGUUGACGGACAAUAUUUGUUAGAUGGAGUCCCUUUCAGCUGCUGCAAUCCAAGCUCCCCAAGGCCCUGCAUUCACUACCAAGUCACCAACAACUCUGCUCACUACAGUUAUGACCACCAUACUGAAGAACUGAACAUAUGGACACGUGGCUGCAGGGAAGCUCUAGUUUUCUACUAUGGAGGACUGAUGAACACUAUUGGUGUAUUGGUGCUUUUCGUCACUAUUCUUGAGGUUGCUGUGAUGGUGGGACUACAGUAUGUGAACACAUCUCUAUCUACACUGGUCAACCCAGAAGACCCUGAGAGUGAAAGUGAGGGGUGGAUCCUGGAGAAAACAGUCAAGGAAACUUUCACAGACAUCAUAGUCAAAAUUAAGACAAUGGGGAAAGGCAAUCAGGUGGAAGAGGGGGUGGAAGUGCAGGCAGUUUCUACAGUGAGCUGAAUAUGCUAUGCCUAUAGAACAUUGACUACUCCAUUCCUACCAAAGUAGAGACUGCCUACCUGACAUUAUACAGCAUGAAGUCAAGUCAGCUACAUUUUAUGUGGUUUAAUAUAAUUAAUUUGAAGAUAAAUCUACAUACCGAGACCUACAAAAGAAAUAUGAGUCCAAAUCCAAAUGGAAAUUUCUCUCCUUGGUGGGAGCUGUUUUACCUGAAACCAUUUUUUUUCAUGCUUUGCUUCUUUUCAUGCUAUAUAUUUUCAAGACAUCAUUCAUUAUGCUAUAAUCCACUACAAAGUUACACAGUGAUCUUAGUUUUUCUGCUUAUAGUUUGUGGACAGCUGGAUGGCAUUAGCUGGCUUUAAAAUGUAAAACAGAGAGCAUACCUGUAUCAUUUAAUAAUAGCUUUAAAACAGUUACGCACAAAACACUUAUUAAAAACAAAUACUAUAACCCAACUAAGUUUCCAGUAUAUAUGGUUGGUUUGUUGAGAUUUGUUCUCAAUGGAAUAGGAACUCCUGAUAUGUAGAUUGGAAUGUGGUGCACAUGGAGAGCAAAUGAAUUACAUACAUUACUUUAUACUUUGUUUCUCUUUUUUUUUUUUUUUUACAAAAGAAGGCACAUUGCAAAUAAUCCAACUCCUGUGCUGAUCAGAGUAAUGUGUGUAGUAAUGCAUGAGGAAAACAUUCCAUGAAAGUAGCUACACACAGCAUUCUUUGCCUCUACUUUCUGUAGUGAGCAAUACUGGUUUAACAUGCAGAAUGAACAUGCCUCAUUUGCUUAAAAAUACAACUCAGAGAGCAACCAUACAUACAAAUCGAGUAACACUGCAACUACGUUGAUCAUGGAAGUCGAUCAGAUAUCUUUUAAAUAUCUUUUUAAAUGAGAGUGUACCUACUGUAUAUCCUAUUCAGCCACCACUUUGCUGAUUUAACUGGUAAAACACUUCUGUGGUGCUAACACAGUGAAUUAAAAUAUAGAAAUGGUUCAAAUAGGUAUACAUAUUGACAUGAGAUACUUAGUUUUGACACAUAGGUGCAGUAAAUAUCAGUUCUAUUAUUCUCAAAAUACUCCUACAAAAUGCUUUGUGUUAGAGUGUAUCUUAGAAGCUGUGCAGAGAUUAUGCAAGCUCAAACUAUUGAUGCAAGAAAUGGAUUUAGGAAAUGAUCAGGACUGAGUUUCCCAAAAGCAUUGCAAAGUUAAGAUCAUCUUAACUGGGAGAGAGAGAGUGUUCAAUGUGAUGCUUGCUCUACCAUUUAACAAUGAUCUUUGUGUUGUGAUGCUUUUGGGACACUCAGCCCUGAGCAAAUUAUAGGAAUGGAAAGGGAUCAUCCUGCAAGCGGAGUAAUAUGAAACAGGUUCAGAAGGGAAAAGAUAACAUGAAUAGUUCAGCAGGAUGCUUUAGAAGUGGCAGCUAAACUUUAACCUGAGACCUCUGAACUUUCUUUGCUUCACCUGGUUUGUGUCCCCAUGCUUUAAAAUAUGCUUUCAUGCAUUUCUGUGAGUAGUCACAAAAGACUCAAACAUAAAUGUACUCAUAUCUUUGUAAAUAGUUUAGAGUUCUAUGUUUCUUUACUUUUCUAAAUGUACAAGUGAAUAAAUGUAAACAAAUCUUAAUUUAAAUAUGAGGUAGUGUUUAUGUGUAUUACAUUUUGCUGUAAAUAAAAAGUACUGUAGCAAACUCCGAUAAGUGGAUUAAGAGUGUUAUGAUUAUAUUCUUCUGGUUUUAAGACAUAGACACAGUAUAGUAUUCUGGGAACUCUGUAGGAGGUCU
This is a messenger RNA of Pangasianodon hypophthalmus (striped catfish), 3268 nucleotides long. It is a transcript of the gene prph2a, whose product is annotated as peripherin 2a (retinal degeneration, slow). Gene Ontology annotation, cellular component: membrane. The record is from RefSeq and is a predicted model, not a curated record. Bases 460 to 1497 code for a protein of 345 amino acids. NCBI's taxonomy places the organism in Eukaryota, Metazoa, Chordata, Actinopteri, Siluriformes, Pangasiidae. Gene Ontology annotation, biological process: visual perception. The transcript is spliced from 3 exons.